This is a messenger RNA of Neodiprion fabricii, 1870 nucleotides long. It is a transcript of the gene cbc, whose product is annotated as protein CLP1 homolog. Gene Ontology annotation, cellular component: mRNA cleavage factor complex; nucleus. Gene Ontology annotation, molecular function: polynucleotide 5'-hydroxyl-kinase activity. Gene Ontology annotation, biological process: tRNA splicing, via endonucleolytic cleavage and ligation. The transcript has 3 exons. The record is from RefSeq and is a predicted model, not a curated record. Lineage: Eukaryota; Metazoa; Arthropoda; Insecta; Hymenoptera; Diprionidae. The coding region runs from base 194 to 1462 and encodes 422 amino acids.
UAUGCUCGCAAAAGAUCCUAGAACAUUGGGAUUUCAUUUCGACAGCGAGAGCAUCUCCAUGAACGAAAGGAAUCGAUGAGACAUUUUCGUCGUCAAUUGUGUGAAGUGCGAUACAAAAACGGUGUGAACUUAACGUGACGAUUAGUCUUCUGUUUUGAACCUGUUUUGAUUGAGAACAGUACUUGAAACAACAAUGACGGAAGAGAAAGGUCUGACGCAGGAAUACAAGCUCGAACCUGACUGCGAGCUGCGGUUCGAACUUGAACAAAAGAAUGAAAAAGUUACAUUAGAGCUGAAAAGCGGUCUUGCCGAAGUGUUUGGUACAGAACUAGUUAAAGGGAAAAAAUACGAAUUCUCUGCGGGUGCAAAACUCGCAGUGUUCACAUGGCAAGGAUGCGUCUUAGAACUGGUAGGAAAGACAGAUGUGAUCUACGUGGCCAAAGAGACGCCAAUGGGUGUUUAUCUCAACUGCCAUGCAGCGAUGGAGCGAAUGCGUGAAACAGCAGAAAAAGAAGAUACAGUUGGACCUAUAACAAUGGUAGUAGGGCCCGGAGAUGUAGGAAAAUCCACUUUCUGCAGACUGUUGCUAAAUUAUGCAGUUCGAAUGGGGCGAAGACCUGUUUUCGUUGAUCUCGACGUCGGUCAAGGUGACAUAGCAAUACCUGGAACAGUCGGAGCUUUAUUAGUAGAAAGACCGGCAAACAUUGUCGAAGGAUUUAGUCAACAAGCCCCGCUUGUCUUUCACUUUGGUCACUCCAGUCCCAGCGCAAAUACUGCGCUGUACAAUCUUUUAGUUUCACGAUUGGCUGAAGUAUGUUCUGACAGACUUCAAGCCAACAAGAAAGCUAAGGCCUCAGGAAUCGUUAUAAACACUUGCGGCUGGAUCAAGGGUGCUGGUUAUAAACUACUGACUCAUGCUGCACAGGCUUUUGAAGUUGACGCGAUUUUAGUGCUCGAUCAGGAGCGUCUCUAUAAUGAGCUAGUCAGAGAUAUGCCAGACUUUGUGAAGGUCGUUUUUCUCCCCAAAAGCGGCGGUGUUGUUGAGAGGAGUAAAUCCUUAAGGACUGAAUCGCGGGACAAAAGAGUUCGCGAGUACUUCUACGGCUUUCGAACUCCGCUCUACCCUCAUAGCUUUGAAGUCAAAUGGAGUGAAGCAAGGCUCUACAAGGUGGGAGCUCCGAUGUUACCAGCGUCAUGUAUGCCUCUAGGAAUGAAAGCAGAAGAUAAUUUGACAAAACUGGUAGCCGUUAGCCCAGGUCCAAGUUUGCUGCAUCACUUACUCUCAGUCUCAUUUGCUGAUUCCCCUGAAGAUGACGUUGUACAAACCAAUGUGGCAGGCUUCGUAUGCGUAACUAACGUUGAUGUCGAGAGGCAAACUUUUAUGGUUUUGAGUCCACAACCAAGGCCGCUACCAAACACCGUCCUCCUUCUGUCUGAUAUACAAUUUAUGGAUAGCCAUUAAGCCAUUGAGGGAAUUUUACACGUGUAUAAACGCAACUGAAUAUUUUUACCAUACAAAAAUAUAUAUAUUUUUAUAGGUGACAGAACAAAUGAAUUUGAAGAUAUUUGAAACUUAUAUUGUGCAAAUGAUUUUAUUGUUUACCACAGUCCUAAAAUCAUUAGGAUGGUACAAUCUGGCUAAUGGAGUAAUAUUAUUAGAGCUAAAUUAUAAAUAGUUAGUAAUACUAUUAAUUGUGAGCAGUAUUUGAUUUGUAUUAAUUAGCUCCAUUUAGUAUUUUUAAGGCACUUUCCUCACUCUUGGAGUAAAAACUCAUGCAACUGAGUACUAAUCGCUCAGCAAAUGCCCUGAGCAAAUUCUGCAGACAGCAGCCUCUGAUUGCAACUGAGAAGUUCUUAAAAAGCUCACUUU